AAUAUUGUAGUUGAACAUCAAACAAGUACCGGUUAGUCAGCGAGGAAACAAGUCGACAAGUGUCAAGAAGAACUUCAUCUCUAACUUUUCGUGUCGACUGAUCAGAGUCCACGGAAUUUCUCUAUCUAUUUCAGUGUGUCUGGUAAAAACAAAACAAUGACAGAAAAGCAUAGUUUUGGUGUAACAGCAGUUUCAUGUCAUGCAUGGAAUAGUUCUAGAUCAGAAAUUGCUCUAUCUCAGAAUGAUUCAAUAGUUAGAAUUUACAAGAAAAGUGGAAACAAAUUUGAUGAAACAGCCAGUCUUACAGAGCAUGGUCAGCAAGUUACAGGAAUUGAGUGGGCAUCUAAAAGUAACAGAAUCGUCACUUGUGGGGCUGAUAGAAAUGCAUAUGUAUGGGAAGUAGUUGAUGGAAAAUGGAAACCUUCUUUGGUAAUUCUAAGAAUCAAUAGAGCAGCUACCACAGUACGCUGGUCACCACUAGAGAAUAAGUUUGCCGUAGGAAGCAGUGCAAGAGUAAUAUCUGUAUGCUAUUUUGAUGAGGAGAACAAUUGGUGGGUCAGCAAGCAUAUCAAGAAACCAAUCAGAUCUACUAUUACUUGUUUGGAUUGGCAUCCUAAUAAUUAUCUACUAGCAGCUGGAUCAUCAGACUUUAAAGCAAGAGUAUUUUCUGCCUAUGUAAAGGAAGUUGAAGGAAAACCUGCUGCUACUCCCUGGGGAACAAAGAUGCCAUUUCAGGCUUUGAUGGCAGAGUUUUCUAAUGGUGGAGGUGGCUGGGUACACAGUGUAAGCUUCUCGCCCAGUGGAGAUAAGUUGGCUUGGGUUGGACAUGAUUCCAGUGUUUCUGUAGCAGAUUCUGCCAAUGGAAACAAAUUAUCUGUUGUGAAAGGGAACUUUUUACCUUUCGUUGGGAUAUCUUGGGUUACAGAAAACAGCAUGGUAGCAGCGGGUUAUGACUGCUGUCCAAAGCUGUUCACCCAGGAUAAUGGGGGUAAUGUGACCUUCAUUUCUGACCUUGACAUUCCAAAAGAGAAAGAAGAGGGAACAAUAAGUGCUAUGAAUCGGUUCAAAAACUUGGAUAAGAAAGCCUCCGCCAAAGAAACUUCCACAGAUGUCAGGACCCUGCAUCAGAAUACCAUUACACAAGUAACUAUUCAUACAGGAACUAAAGCUGACUGCACCAAAUUUUCUACCUCUGGAGUUGACGGACAAGUCAUUAUCUGGGACUUCAAGUCUCUAGAGAAGAGUAUAUCUGGACUCCGCAUUGCAUAAAAUUUCACGUACCCAAAGUCUUUCCAACAGUACGACAUUCAACGCAUCAGUAUUUAGAUCAAAAAGUUUUACUAACUUUGCUUUGUUAGAGAGAUCAGUAAAUAACAUUGGAGAAAGUUUGGGUGAUUUUAUAUAGCAGUAAUUAUGGAUCAAAAUAGUGGACAGCAUAUGGUCAUAGUUUAUCAUGUAUUUCUCACAACUAAUUGACCUUUUUAAUCAAUAUAUUAUAAAUGCAACAUUUUAUUUUCUUACUUGUUUUAUAUUAUACUGCUUAUGGUAAUAAAAUAAAAAAAUAUGUAAAGAAGUAUA
Molecule: messenger RNA, 1578 nt
Organism: Mytilus californianus (California mussel)
Lineage: Eukaryota; Metazoa; Mollusca; Bivalvia; Mytilida; Mytilidae
Product: actin-related protein 2/3 complex subunit 1A-B-like
Exons: 13
Coding region: 157-1269 (370 amino acids)
Biological process (GO): Arp2/3 complex-mediated actin nucleation
Cellular component (GO): Arp2/3 protein complex; actin cytoskeleton
Molecular function (GO): actin filament binding
Source: RefSeq, a predicted model, not a curated record